Molecule: messenger RNA, 3327 nt
Organism: Otolemur garnettii (small-eared galago)
Lineage: Eukaryota; Metazoa; Chordata; Mammalia; Primates; Galagidae
Gene: MAN2B2
Product: mannosidase alpha class 2B member 2
Exons: 19
Coding region: 36-3065 (1009 amino acids)
Biological process (GO): mannose metabolic process
Cellular component (GO): lysosome
Molecular function (GO): alpha-mannosidase activity; carbohydrate binding
Source: RefSeq, a predicted model, not a curated record
CCCAAAGUGGAGCGCAGUCCCAGCCACCCGCUGGAAUGGGGCUACUGCACUGUCUGCUGCUGCUCCUGCAUCUUCUUGUGCUGCGACAGCCCGGCGCCCAGGCCGCGGGCCCCAUUCGAGCCUUCGUGGUGCCGCAUAGCCACAUGGACGUGGGCUGGGUCUACACGGUCCAGGAAAGUAUGCGGGCUUAUGCCGCCAAUGUCUACACCUCCGUGGUAGAAGAGCUGACCCGUGGGCAGCAGCGCCGGUUCAUCUCCGUGGAACAGGAAUUUUUUCGACUGUGGUGGGAUAGUGUCGCAUCAGACCAGCAGAAACACCAGGUCCGCCACCUAGUGGAUGAAGGACAAUUGGAGUUCGUCAUCGGAGGUCAGGUCAUGCAUGAUGAAGCUGUUACCCAUUUUGAUGACCAGAUCCUGCAGCUCACAGAAGGACAUGGGUUUCUCUAUGAAACAUUUGGGAUCCGGCCACAGUUCUCCUGGCAUGUCGACCCAUUUGGUGCAUCUGCCACGACCCCAACCCUCUUUGCGCUAGCGGGCUUCAAUGCCCACCUCAUCUCCCGGAUCGACUACGACCUAAAGGAAGCCAGGCAGGAGGCCCGGGAGCUGCAGUUUGUGUGGCGGGGGUCCCCGUCCCUAUGGACACAGCAGGAGAUCUUCACACACAUCAUGGACCAGUACAGCUACUGUACCCCAUCCCACAUCCCUUUCUCCAACAGGUCAGGGUUUUACUGGAAUGGCGUGGCUGUCUUCCCAGAGCCACCUCCGGAUGGGGUGUACCCCAACAUGAGUGAGCCCGUCACCCCAGCCAACAUUGACCUCUAUGCCGAGGCUCUGGCAGCAAACGUGAAGCAGCGGGCAGCCUGGUUCCAGACACCUCACGUCCUCUGGCCCUGGGGGUGUGACAAGCAGUUCUUCAACGCUUCGGUGCAGUUCAGCAACAUGGACCAGUUGCUGGACCACAUCAACAGCCAUGCUGACAAGCUCGGCGUCUCCGUGCAGUACGCCACACUGGGUGACUACUUCCGCACCCUGCAUGCUCUCAAUGUCACCUGGCGCAUCCAGGACCACCAGGACUUCCUGCCCUAUUCCACAGAACCCUUCCAGGCCUGGACAGGCUUCUACACAUCCCGCAGUGCACUCAAAGGGCUGGCACGGCGAGCCAGCGCCUUCUUGUAUGCUGGGGAGUCCAUGUUCACACGCUACAUGUGGCCAGCCCCCCAUGGGCCUCUGGACCUGGCCUGGGCCCUGCAGCAGCUCCAGCAGCUCCGCUGGGCAGUGUCUGAGGUCCAGCAUCAUGAUGCCAUCACAGGGACUGAGUCUCCCAAGGUGAGAGAUAUGUACCUGGAGCACCUGGCCUUUGGGAUGCAGGGGGUAGGCAAGCUCAUGGCUGCCAUUGUCCUGGACAGACCCCAGCCAGGGGCAGGGCGGGCCACCCCCUCGGCUGACUCAGGUGCGAGGCCCACAGGACACUCUGUGGCAGUCUACAACCCACUGGCCUGGACGAUUACCACCAUCGUUACCCUGACCAUUGGCUUCCCUAGAGUCAGUGUCACAGAUGAGUUGGGCCAUCCAGUUCCUGCACAGGUCCAGAACUCGACCAAGACCCCAUCGGCAUACACCUUGCAUAUCUUGACCACCAUCCCAGGCCUCAGCUACCGGUACUAUAGCGUCAGGCCCACAGCAGGGGCCCAGGAGCCAGUCGCCACAGUGGCCAGCACCCUGCAAUUUGGCCGCAGGCCGAGGAGACGUGACAGUCGUGGGAGGAGGCGCCUGGUGCCUGUGGAAAACGACUGCUACACUGUGUUGCUUGAUGAGGACACCAACCUGAUGCACAGUGUCCAGGAGAGACAGAGUAACCGAAGGGUGAAGGUGACCCAGGAGUUCCUGGAGUACCAUGUCAAUGGUGACCUGAAACAGGGCCCCAUUUCUGACAACUAUAUGUUCACAUCCAAGGAACCCGCAGUGCCCGCAUGGGAAGCCGUGGGAAUGGAGAUUGUGGUGGGAACUCUGGUGACUGAGAUCCGGCAGUACUUCUACAGGAAUGUGACUGCCCAGGAUUACACAUACGUGAUUUACUCCCGGCUUGCUCACGUGCCACAGGGCCAGGACGGGGAGCUGCUCUGCCACCGGAUAGAGCAGGAGUACCAAGUGGGCCCCUUGGAGCUGAACAGAGAGGCCGUCCUAAGGACCAGCACUGAUCUAGACAGCCAGCAGGUCCUCUACACGGACAAUAAUGGCUACCAGAUGCAGCGGAGGCCCUACCGGGCCUACACAAACAACAGCAUUGCACGGAAUUACUACCCCAUGGUUCAAUCGGCCUUCAUAGAGGACAGCAGAAGCAGGCUGGUGCUCUUGUCAGAGCGGGCCCACGGCAUCUCCAGCCAGGGGAACGGCCAGGUGGAGGUCAUGCUCCAUCGGCGACUGUGGAACAACCUAGACUGGAAUCUGGGCUAUAACCUCACGCUGAAUGACACUUCAGUCGUCCACCCGAUACUCUGGCUUCUGUUGGGGCCCUGGUCAGUCACCACUGCCCUGCGCCAGAGGAGUGGGCUAGCCCUGCAGCACAGGCCCAUAGUGCUGUUUGGAGAGCUGGCAGGAACUGCCCCCAAGCCCCCAAAAUCCUGGAAGCAAGAGGCCGUGAUGCUGCCCCCAAAUCUUCACCUGCAGAUCCUGAGUAUCCCGGGCUGGAACUACAGCUCAAACCACACUGAGCAUGUGCAGAAUCUAAGGAAAGGUGAGGCAGGCCAUCAAGGGAAGACCCAGGCUGACCUCCAUCGUGUCCUGCUGCGGCUCCACCACCUGUAUGAGGCAGACGAGGACCCAGUCCUAUCUCAGCCGGUGACAGUGGAUCUGGAGGCCAUGCUGCGGGGGCUGGGGCCCAUGGCGGCAGUGGAGGAGCGCUCACUCACAGGGACGUGGGAUGUGAACACGCUGCGCCGCUGGAGCUGGAUGACAGAGCCUGGCCACCACAGAGGCCGAUCUCCCUCAGGGCCACCAGGAGGCCUCACCAUCACUGUCCACCCGAAGGAAAUCCGGACGUUCUUCGUUUACUUCCGACAGCAGUGAGCCCUCGGCAGGUGCCACUGGCCCCACAGCUGCCCCAGCGACUCUGUGGAAUGAAACAGACCUGGACAUGGAAAACCAAUGUGGAGCAACUCUGGGUGGGAAUAAACUGCUAAUCCAGCAGGCUAAUGGCAGGAAAUGCCUGUAUUUGGGUUUUCUCUCUUAUUUUUUAAAUGUAACAUACACUUUAAGAUCUGGGUUCUUCCCUUCCUGAAUUCGAGCCAGCUCUUUCUGGUUUUUCUCACAUAAAUGACACUUUUCCACA